This is a messenger RNA of Daphnia carinata, 1619 nucleotides long. RefSeq names its product serine/threonine-protein kinase/endoribonuclease IRE1-like. Gene Ontology annotation, cellular component: IRE1-TRAF2-ASK1 complex. The coding region runs from base 345 to 1436 and encodes 363 amino acids. Gene Ontology annotation, molecular function: RNA endonuclease activity; ATP binding; protein serine/threonine kinase activity. The transcript is spliced from 4 exons. Gene Ontology annotation, biological process: protein phosphorylation; intrinsic apoptotic signaling pathway in response to endoplasmic reticulum stress; IRE1-mediated unfolded protein response. Lineage: Eukaryota; Metazoa; Arthropoda; Branchiopoda; Diplostraca; Daphniidae. The record is from RefSeq and is a predicted model, not a curated record.
GAAGGGCGCCAUCGAAACAACGUCAAUCGAAAACUUAACAUUGUGGAACUAUUCAGUUAUCCUGUAGUUGGGGAGUAUCGAAAAUAUAGCGGAUGGUUUGAGUCACGUGUUCGAAGGAAAGUUCGGAGUUAGUGAUGUUGAAACGAAAAGAGUUUCAGUAAGAUUGUGUUCGCAAAAAUAAAGAAGAACCUGGACGUGGACUGGGAAUGCUGGUCACGAGUACGUACCAUUUUUAGUUAAAAAAAAAAUAAGAAAAAGAUGAAAUUUAUGUUCGACCGCGAAAAAACCAUAGGGAAGGUGCCUUUGGUACGGUAUACAAAGGGAAGUUAUGGUAUAGUUCUAGUAUGAUAUUAAAAGGGUUCGGAGGUCGUAAAGUGGCAGUAAAAAGAGUUGAAAUACAUCGUGUCAACAAAAUAGAAGAAGAAGCGAUGCUUAAGUUAAAUCAUCCAAACAUCGUCAGACUUUUUCACUGUGAAAAGGACAACGACUUUAUGUACUACGUAUUGGAAUUAUGUGACGCUUCUUUAAAUCAACUUUUCCUGAAGUCGGAUGAUCCCCAAAAAUACAACGGACCUUCGCCAUGUCAAAUCGAAGUUUUCCGUCAAUUAGCUACGGGCCUGGCAUACAUCCAUUCAAAGAAAUUAAUUCAUAGAGACAUUAAACCGCACAACAUCCUCAUUAUGCGAAGGCCUGGAAAACAUCAAGAGAUAAUAAUCAAAUGGGCUGAUUUUGGACUGGCCAAAUCCGUAAACGAAAAGGGAUAUCAUUCGUGGUCUGGCGUGAGAGGAACCAGAAAUUGGUGGGCACCCGAAGUGCUGAAAAAACUCAUCAACGAAAAUAAUGCGGAAACGAAACAAUUUUGGGGAACCGUCAAGAGCGAUGUGUUUGUCCUUGGCCUCGUCUUCGGUUUUAUUUUUUUAAAGGGAGAACAUCUGUUCGGUUCAGAUGAAACUGAAAUUCCCAUGAACAUAAUUAGAAAUGAUCCGGCGAAUAUGAAAAAUAUUGAUGGCGAAUUGCGCAAAUACUAUGAGGAUGACUUACUUAAAAAAAUGUUGGAAAACGAUCCGGAAAAAAGAAUGAAAUCGGCAGAAAUCGUCAAACAACUGGAAUGCAUUAAGAAUAAAUUGACUAAAAAAGAAGAAGAAUUUCGUGAACUUUGUGCCCGUGACUCGUCGCCUGAUCUAGUUGGAAGAAUCAAACACUUUAUUCGCCUUGGAAUCGAUGUGAAUGCAAAGGACAAAAAGGGAUGGAAUGCGCUCCAUUAUUUGUGUAAAUCAAAUUCAAGCCCAAAUUUAAUUGACUCCAUUCAGCUAUUAAUCCAACUGAGAAUCGAUGUGAAUGCAAAGGACGAUGCACGAAUUUAUUUACGCGAUAAUGAUAAGAUUAGCAACAAAAACGAAAUCCUAAAACUGCUUGACGAAGCCAUUCUUGUUUGAACCAUAAUUCGUUUCUAAGCGAUGCAAUGCACUUUGACAAGGGAAAACUAAAAUAGGGCGACUGUCAUUCAUUCUGUAUUCGUUUAUCUUUUACCGCUACAAAAUUCAAAUUUCCCGCUUUCGUGGCUGUUUUACACAUGCUGAAUAACUUCACUUUUAAAAUACAAGUAUGACUGCAUCGCC